Molecule: messenger RNA, 969 nt
Organism: Pantherophis guttatus
Lineage: Eukaryota; Metazoa; Chordata; Lepidosauria; Squamata; Colubridae
Gene: HDHD3
Product: haloacid dehalogenase like hydrolase domain containing 3
Cellular component (GO): nucleus
Source: RefSeq, a predicted model, not a curated record
GUCAACGGGUGGCGAGAGUGGACCAAAGAGUUUCGCUUGGUGGCUUUGCAGGGAUGUUGCAGCUGGGGAGAUGGUGGACCGGGGUAUGCAAGGCAUGAAGCCCAACCUGUAGAAGUUCACCCGCCUCCUGGGCAGCUGUUAUGCUGAGACUUCGUCUUUUGACCUGGGAUGUCAAGGACACCCUACUUCGGCUCCGGGUUCCCGUGGGGCAGAGUUACUCUGCCGAGGCCCAGGCCUUUGGCCUCCAGGUACCUGCUGAGGCGCUCAACCACUCCUUUUCCCAAGCUCAUACAUCCCAUAGCCAGCGUUUCCCCAACUAUGGCUUCAGCCAGGGCCUCAGCUCCAAGCAGUGGUGGCUUGGAGUUGUCUUGGAGACCUUCCAGCUUGCCGGAAUUCAUGACAGUGGUGUUCUCUGGCCCGUUGCCGAAAAACUCUACCGGGAUUAUAGCAGCCCAAAGAAUUGGGAACUGGUCCCAGGUGCCAUUGAGAUGCUCCAGUGGUGCCAGCAACAGGGUAUCCCCAUGGCAGUGGUUUCCAACUCUGACCGAAGGGUGCAAGAGAUUCUGAGCCGGUGUAACCUCCUACAAUAUUUUCAGUUUGUCUUAACCUCGGAAGAAGUGGGGUUUGCCAAGCCAGACCGGCGGAUUUUUCUGGAAGCCCUCCGCAGUGCCAAGGUGGAGCCUCAGCUGGCUGCUCACGUGGGGGACCAUUACGUGAACGACUACUUGGCUGCAAGGAAGGCUGGGCUGCACAGCUUCCUGUUUAAAAUGGCCGGAGGGCCAAUUGAGAGCAACAUGGAGGUGCCAGAAAACCACCUUCUAUCUUCACUUUUAGAUCUGCAGGCUCGGAUAGAGAAAGGCUAAAAGUAAAUGACUGGAUUUCGGCAGCUGUUUCUAAUAGAGGAAAUUGCAAUUUUAACAAAUCUUAACCCAUAGUAAGUCCAAUAAAACCUUAUAUCCCUGCUUAUAA